This is a messenger RNA of Stylophora pistillata, 3510 nucleotides long. RefSeq lists its product as uncharacterized. The record is from RefSeq and is a predicted model, not a curated record. NCBI's taxonomy places the organism in Eukaryota, Metazoa, Cnidaria, Anthozoa, Scleractinia, Pocilloporidae.
UGGUCUUUCGCUCCUUUACCCUUAUGGAGCAAGGUGCAGAUAAAGAACAUAAACCCGCCCAAAGUUUCCCGUCAUGGCGACUAGGUUUUUUCGUGCUGUCUGGGCUGAUUGUAGGGCUAAUCGUGUGUGUAUUGUUUCUGUUUGUCUCCUCAAUCUCGAUGGAAAGGCGAAUGGCGUCAGUUGAGAACGAGCUGCAAGAAAUUUCUAAAAAACGUGAGGAGCACAAUCGGCCCGAAAAUGAGACGAAAGGAUCUCUCAGCUCAGCAAGGUAAAGAAGAAAUGCCGCUGACCCAGCAGCCAGUUUGUCAGACCUUACUAAGAGACUUGUUACACUAGAGAGCAGAACUGUUAAACUUUCCAAUGACUUGCGUCUGAACUCCUCCCUCCGAGGUCGAGAUGGAAGAGAUGGUACGCCAGGCCUCUCUGGACCCGUUGGUAAGCUGAGUGAAAUGAUAAAAUGAUGCAUUGGAAUAAAUGCAAUUUCUUUUACCUUACAGGAUAAGUGUGCUCAUUUAAUCACGUUUUUAGUGUUGUAAUUAAAAACUAUUCAAGAAAUAAUGGCCCGAGCUGUGUUUUAGAUUCCAAAGUUAACCACCAUUUCACUGGUUCUAUUUAGAUAUGCUGAAAAUUUGAUUCUUGCCCCUCAACAUAGCCGCUGAGGUGUGACUUCAAAAAGUUUCUCUCCUCUUGUCUCCAUUAUCAGGAGACCAUGCUGUCUUGUCAUAACGCAGGAACGCUAAUGAAGCUAAUAUCAAUUCACUCUUGGUUUAAAUCUUCAUGUAAAAGUCAGUCCUGAGUCACUUCACGAUAAUAUUAUUCAGAAAUUAAAAUUUAUGCUUUACCCCAUUUUUAAAACCACCACUUCUUAAAAAUAGUGCUGCAUGUCCUGAAGCUUGCUUUACUGGGCCUCACGACAAUCACAAACUCAAGGUUGGAGUUAAUUGGCUAUGAACAAAGGCCCAUGCAUAGUCGCUUUAAUUUCCAACUUAACUUAAACUUACACUGGAAAACUUUUUUCUUUUGAAAAUCGAAGAAGAUUUUGCUCUCCAAAAAGCAGGUGAAGCUCCAUUUUUCACAUAUCUGAAAUACAUACUUAAGUUAUGUGGCUUGAAGUCUUCGUUGUUCACAUAUUUCUAAACAGAACUACUUUACACAAUUUCUCUCUUGCUCAUAACACCUUGUUCUUCACGCGAGACCCUUACCCCCUAGCCCAAACAUAAUAUGUGCACCCCAAACUAAUAUGCAUCAAAUUGGCUCCGCGUGUUUGUCGAGCAGUUCCUCAUUGAAAGCGUAAUUUUGGGAAAAACCGCAACACUCGCUGUACCUUGAACUCAGGGAAGUAAACAACAAAAAACACACAUGAUGUAAACGAAACCUACUUCCUCAGGUACAGAUGCCUUUAUAAAGAAUUAGGUUCCUCAUCACAGACAACAAUCAUUCACUCCAGUAGACUACACGUCAAACAAGUGGAGUAAGAAUUAAUUUUAACAGAACUUUCAGAACUUUUUGUCGUUCGUUCGUUUACCGUGAUGGAGAAACUUUCAGAUAAAGAACGGAAACCUGACCGAAGUUAUCCGUCUGGAAAACUAGGUUACCUUUUACUCGUCGUGGUGAUAGCUGGCCUGAUUGCGUGUGUAAUAUUUCAAUUCCUUACUUUGGCCUCAACGGAAAGACGACUUAAGGAAGUUGAGGAAAAGCUGAGUGAGGUUUCAAGAGAAAUUUCCAAACACAACCGGUCUGAGAUGGAGACGAACAGAUUACUGAGCUCCACAAGACAUAAGCGAAGUGCAAAUCCCAAGUCAAAUUUGUCAGACCUCACCAAGAAACUUGUAGCGCUGGACAGCAGGUAACAAAGUGUGUAUUAAUAGCGGGACGGGUACAGCAAUUACUUAAAAUUUAAUAUAACUAAAACUCAAUUAUAACGCUACCUGUUCUAAAAUUAUCUGAACUUAGCGACGCUGAUUUAAUCCUUAGAGUUGAAUGUUUAUUUCGCUUGCUGAGCUAAAGUCCUGAAAAAGAAAUCAUGACAAAAGUUAAAAAAGGAAAAAAAAAAGAAACAGGAAGAUAACAAAUAACACAUGAUUAUGUCCCAAACUGAUAUCAAGUUCUUCAAAGUACGUGAUUGCCCCCUCUGUAGAAAUGCGGAAGAAUCAUCGGGGAAGUUGAUUUAGCCACGUGUAAACCAAGAUCGCGGAUGUAAUUUAUAUGCGUUUGCAUUGUGUUAGUCUACAAACAUCACGUAAAGGUUUUCUCGGGUGACUCACGCACGUAUUCGCCUGAUAGUCAGCAAAGACAACAAAAACACGGCAAGAGGUGUUCCAGCAGUGAACGAUUGAGGAAGGAUGAAAAAAAGAAAGUGCUGAAAGCGAAGAUUAAGUGAGGGUUUGCUUGACCAAUGAGCGCUUUUGAGUCUCAUCUCGCGAAUGAAUGAAUGCCCAUUGAUAUUAAAUUUUAGAUGCUCCUCUAACACACUGAUGUCCUUCAAUUAACUCCUUUGCAGGACAGAUAACCUUUUGAAAGAAUUACGUCAGAUGUCUUCCCUUGGGGGUCGAGAUGGAAGAGAUGGAAGAGAAGGACCCGCGGGUCCGAGAGGACUUCCGGGACCAAAAGGUGACGUUGGUCGGACGGGAAGCACUGGACCCCAGGGACCUCCUGGACCUCAAGGAGAAAAGGGACAAGAAGUACAGGGGCUGUCAGGCGUCAGUUACAACCACUGGGGACGAACGAAUUGCACUGGAGAUGCUACUGUAGUAUACACAGGCUUUAUGGGUAGUGCAUAUUAUACCCAUACUGGUAGUGGAACAAACUUCGUCUGUCUCACCAAAAAUCCAAUUUAUGGGAAAGUCAUUGCUGACUUUCAGGGAACAGCAUCGAUCCAUGGCACUGAGUAUCAAACCGCAGGAUUCCCAGGCCUUUCAAACCUCAACCAGCAUGACGCACCGUGUGCUGUGUGUUACGUCAGGACACGUGGCUCUCAAAUAAUGAUUCCUGGAACAAAUAAGUGCCCCUUAGGAUGGACCAGUGAGUACAAGGGGUACCUAAUGACCUCACACUAUGACCACGCCCAUCCCAGUGAAUACGUGUGCGUUGACGAGAGUGCAGAGGCUGUGCCUGGAAGCCACCGCGACACAAAUGGAGCUCUUCUGUUUAUGGUACAGGGAGAUUGUGGACACGCCCUAACAUGCGGACCGUACAUUCAUGGCCAUGAACUGACGUGUGUUGUCUGCACUAAGUAGCUCUGUCAUUUUGUUCGAUAAUUUAAACAAAUCACCUGUAUUUUUUUAACACAUGUCGUUGUAUUGUAUUUCUACUAUUAAUGUUGAUGAUUCAUUUCAAAAACGUAAAUACAGUUAUGUUGUGUGGAAAACGAACUAGCAUAUCAUUCCCGCACAAAGAGCAAAAAGCCGAGUAGAGGAGAUUUUUGAAAGUAAAAGUUAGAUGGCGAUAGAUCCUGUAGAUCAUGUUAAAAGUGACACUUCGGUGUCUUAAUAAAACUGUGAAAAUGUGGAA